Anisakis simplex (herring worm) is the source of this 762-nucleotide messenger RNA. Lineage: Eukaryota; Metazoa; Nematoda; Chromadorea; Rhabditida; Anisakidae. The record is from the annotation of a GenBank genome assembly.
AUGUCAUCAGCUCUGAUAACCGAAGUGGACACACCACAGGCGGAAUUACUUCAAAUAUGCCGUCGCGUAGUUCGUUCAGAAAUGUCACCGGAUGCUGCAUUCGCGCUCAUAAAAAAUAUGAAGAAGACGAAUCCAUCCACAUCAAGUUUAUUGGAAGAUGUGCUGUGGUUAAUCGAUAUGGAGAUGGCUAUUGAGAAGAAAAAUGAUGACUCGACGAAGAAAUUCAACGAGCUGCUCUCUCUGAUCAGUAACGAAAUCGUACCAGAAGAUGUGUUGAAAUUUGAAUUGGACGCAUUGGGUGCAAAUGACACUACAUUCAAUUUAUUGCGCGAGGAGAGCGAAGGAUAUGCGAAAUUGAUAACUGAAUUAUUGGACAGCAACAAUGAGUGCGUGCCAUCUACUCUUAUAAGACUGCAUCGACUUAUUGGCCAAUUCAAUCUCGAUCCGAAUCGAGUGCUCGAUAUCAUUCUGGAAUGCUUCGAAUCAUCAACAAAUCGACGUCAAUUCUUUAUUUCACUCCUCAACGACUUCAAAACAAAUACUGAUGAUUUGUGUAGUAUACUCGGCUUCAAAUUUACUUUUUAUCAGCAAAAUGGUGAUACACCACCGUCGUUGUAUGAACUCGCAGCCAUAUUGUGUAGUGAGCGUGUUAUCGAUCUUAUUUCAUUGUGUUCUUUCGUGAGGAUAAAGCAAUUUUGCUGUGCUCGUCUUUAUUGCGGUGGGGUGCUCGUGGCAACGUUUCGUAUAAGUGCUGCUGCAUAG